This is a messenger RNA of Pyrgilauda ruficollis (rufous-necked snowfinch), 2093 nucleotides long. RefSeq names its product RAP2B, member of RAS oncogene family (gene RAP2B). Gene Ontology annotation, molecular function: GTP binding; GTPase activity; GDP binding. The transcript has a single exon. Gene Ontology annotation, biological process: Rap protein signal transduction; negative regulation of cell migration. The coding region runs from base 173 to 724 and encodes 183 amino acids. The record is from RefSeq and is a predicted model, not a curated record. Lineage: Eukaryota; Metazoa; Chordata; Aves; Passeriformes; Passeridae. Gene Ontology annotation, cellular component: plasma membrane.
UCCUCCUCCUCGGCGCUGCCCGGCGCCGGGGCUCUCCCGGCGCCGCUCCGCAAGGCGCGGCCGCCGCUUCCCCGCCCCGGCGCGGGGCCGCCCUCGUCCCCUCCCUCCCUCCGCCCCGUCCCCGCCCGCCGCGGCAGCCCCGAGCGGGAGGCGGCGGAGGGAGGCGGGAGCCAUGCGGGAGUACAAGGUGGUGGUGCUGGGCUCGGGCGGCGUGGGCAAGUCCGCCCUUACCGUGCAGUUCGUGACCGGCUCCUUCAUCGAGAAGUAUGACCCCACCAUCGAGGACUUCUACCGCAAGGAGAUCGAGGUGGACUCGUCCCCGUCCGUGCUGGAGAUCCUGGACACGGCGGGCACCGAGCAGUUCGCCUCCAUGCGGGACCUCUACAUCAAGAACGGGCAGGGCUUCAUCCUGGUGUACAGCCUGGUGAACCAGCAGAGCUUCCAGGACAUCAAGCCCAUGCGGGACCAGAUCAUCCGCGUCAAGAGGUACGAGCGGGUGCCCAUGAUCCUGGUGGGCAACAAGGUGGACCUGGAGGGCGAGCGCGAGGUCUCCUUCGGGGAGGGCAAAGCGCUGGCCGAGGAGUGGAGCUGCCCCUUCAUGGAGACCUCGGCCAAAAACAAAGCCUCUGUGGACGAGCUGUUCGCCGAGAUCGUCAGGCAGAUGAACUACGCGGCGCAGCCCAACGGGGACGAGCCGUGCUGCGCCUCCUGCGCCAUCCUCUGAGGGCGGCGGCGGCCCCGGCCCCGGCGGGCGCGCUCGGGGAGAAAACAUCGCGAAAAAAAUUCGUCGUGUUGGAAAUGUGGCUUUUCUCGGCAUGUACGUUUCGUCCAGUCUUGGUCAUGGCAUAUUUCCUGUCAGUGUCGGCGGCGGGCGCGGGAGCAGCCGGUCCCGCCGCCCGGGGAGCGGAGCCACGCGGGGAGCCCGCUGUCCCGGGACAGCCGCGGGGAGCCCGGCGGGGAGCGGGGCCCGCGGCCCGGCCAGCCCCGGGACAGCGGGGCCGCACCCCGGGACAGCGGAGCCGCACCCCGGGACGCCGGGCCCGCACUCCCGGGACAGCGGAGCCGCACCCCGGGACAGCGGGGCCGUACCCCGGGACACCGGGCCCGUACCCCCGGGACACCGGGGCCGUACCCCGGGUGCGGGCCCGUCCCGGCGCCGCUGCCGCCGUCUCUAUGCAAGCGGGAGCGGUGCGGGGCCGUCCCGCCCGGAGAGUUGCACAUGGAACUGGGACUGUGACCCGAUCGGUGCUGCCAGGCUCGGGGCGCCGGGCAGCGCCGCCGAUAUCCCUGGAAUAAUGCUCUAUUUUGUUUACCUGCUGUAUCGGAUGGGAGUUUGCAGGAGAGUGGUAGCGUGGUGGUUUUUCUCCUGGUUUUAUUUGUUUGUUUUUGUUUUCUUUUUUAAUCAGCUGUGAAAAUGUUACAAAUCUGCACAAUUUUUUAGGUGUGCGUGUGUGUGUGAUUUCGUUGUGGUUUUGGUUUUUCCUUUGGCGGGGGGGAGGGCGGUGGUGCUUUUUUUGCCGAGGGGUUUUGGAUUUGGGUUGGCAAUACCUGAUUUUGAUGACUCGCUCUCUCAAGUGCAAAGACUUCCCCUGAGUGAUGCAGGGCCAACAGCAGCCCUGUGUCUGUAGAGUGCCUUCAAAACUCAGCUGUUCCAGCCGGUGCCAACCUGUGAAAGCUCCACAGAAUCCCAUUAUCUACUACUCCAAAAACUACUUAACAGUUUCCUUGCAGUAAUCACACCGAGCAAGCCAGGACAAAAGGGCCUAUUGUUAGUGGAAUUUAUUUCUUAUUUCCAUCUGAGCCUUUUAACUGUUAUUUCUAUGUCUUGCAAGUUUGGGCCUAAUUUACUUCAAAUUUACAAGAAUUUACCCUUUUGGGAUUUUUGGGUGGGGGGCUUUUUUUUUAAAUUUUUUUGGUUCUAUUUUCCUUUGAUUUUGUCGUGGGAUGUGCCUCCAGCCAGCAAAGAAGGAAACCUUAUCGUUGUGAUGUACCAAGAACAUUCUAACAACUGUCAUUUUAAGUGCAGACAUGCAUUGAAGAAAUGUCUAUCCAUUUGAAGAAUUUUAAUACAAAUGCUGUUUUUUAGAAAACAA